Molecule: messenger RNA, 1267 nt
Organism: Phacochoerus africanus (Common warthog)
Lineage: Eukaryota; Metazoa; Chordata; Mammalia; Artiodactyla; Suidae
Gene: STX4
Product: syntaxin 4
Exons: 11
Coding region: 113-1006 (297 amino acids)
Biological process (GO): vesicle fusion; exocytosis; intracellular protein transport
Cellular component (GO): plasma membrane; SNARE complex; endomembrane system
Molecular function (GO): SNARE binding; SNAP receptor activity
Source: RefSeq, a predicted model, not a curated record
CAGGGUGAGGGCAGAGAGAAGUGUCAGAGAGUGAGUGGGGUACAGGAGUUCCAAACUUAGAAUCUCGAGGCCCUCUGGGCUCCCGCGCCGGGGAGAGGGAGCUCGGGCCGCCAUGCGGGACAGGACCCACGAACUGAGACAGGGGGAUGACAGCUCUGACGAUGAGGACAAGGAGAGGGUCGCGCUGGUGGUACACCCGGGCACGGCACGGCUGGGCAGCCCAGACGAUGAGUUCUUCCAGAAGGUCCGGACAAUUCGGCAGACUAUUGUCAAGCUGGAGAAUAAGGUCCGAGAGUUGGAGAAGCAGCAGGUCACCAUCCUGGCCACGCCCCUUCCCGAGGAGAGCAUGAAGCAGGACCUGCAGAACCUGCGUGACGAGAUCAAACAGCUGGGGAGGGACAUCCGCGCAGAGCUCAAGGCCAUAGAGCCCCAGAAGGAGGAAGCUGAUGAGAAUUAUAACUCGGUCAACACAAGAAUGAGAAAAACCCAGCAUGGGGUCCUGUCCCAGCAAUUCGUGGAGCUCAUCAACAAGUGCAACUCCAUGCAGUCCGAGUACCGGGAGAAGAACGUGGAGCGGAUCCGGAGGCAGCUGAAGAUCACAAAUGCUGGCAUGGUGUCUGACGAGGAGCUGGAGCAGAUGCUGGACAGCGGGCAGAGCGAGGUGUUUGUGUCCAACAUACUGAAGGACACACAGGUGACUCGACAGGCUCUAAAUGAGAUUUCAGCCCGGCACAGCGAGAUCCAGCAGCUCGAGCGCAGUAUCCGUGAACUUCAUGAGAUCUUCACUUUUCUGGCUACGGAGGUGGAGAUGCAGGGGGAGAUGAUCAACCGAAUCGAGAAGAACAUUCUGAGCUCAGCAGACUAUGUGGAACGUGGGCAGGAACAUGUCAAGGUGGCCCUGGAGAACCAGAAGAAGGCAAGGAAGAAGAAAGUCUUUAUCGCCAUCUGUUUGUCCGUCACUCUCCUCAUCCUGGUGGUCAUCAUUAGUGUCUCCAUUCUGGUGUGACAGCAUCAUGGAUUCUCGGCGCUAAGAGCACCAGGGACCCAGGGGCUGCCUUCCCUCCCAGAAGCCAGGGGUGGGCAGGACAGAGCCUCCAGCCCGACCCCUUCCUCACACUGGCCAGAGGGGCAGACGGUUCUUCCAGGGCCGGCAGCCACUCAUCCACGGGGCCUCCCCCCCUUGGGCCACCAUGCCUGGGGGCAGGCCUGCCGUGUCCUCUUUGGCUGGGACCCGUGGUUUUGUAAGAAAUUAAAAAAAAAAAAAGUU